Messenger RNA from Cadophora gregata, 2227 nucleotides. RefSeq lists its product as uncharacterized. The record is from RefSeq and is a predicted model, not a curated record. Bases 429 to 1517 code for a protein of 362 amino acids. Gene Ontology annotation, molecular function: succinyl-CoA:3-oxo-acid CoA-transferase activity. The transcript has 5 exons. Lineage: Eukaryota; Fungi; Ascomycota; Leotiomycetes; Helotiales; Ploettnerulaceae. Gene Ontology annotation, biological process: ketone body catabolic process.
GUAGUCUAGUGAGGUUUUUUACUAUCUUUCACUUGCUUUACCCAUAAGAUCUAUAUCUUUCGAUUCACAGCAAUCGGCAACAGAAAUACAGCCGCGCCGUCUCGGAGUUUAAUUCUAGAGUAUUACGAGCAAAGAUCCUUGGUAUUCUCACGUGCCAUCAUAUUGGGCGGGCGUAGCUGGCGGUCCUACCCUAGGUAAAGCCGGCAAAGGUAACAUCCGAACGCCUGCAAGAUCCCGUCACUGUCGAGUCCAUCGCUAAUAAAACAAUGGCCGAUCCAUAUUUGUCGGGCUCGGAGCUGUGUGAGCAGAACUGGUGGUGGAGAACAGGAAUCGUCAUCAUAUCUUCGACUUCAACCUCCACUCCAUGUUUACAAUUUUAUUUUGUUUCCUCUACCUUACCAUUUAGACUCUGAUUCCAAUCUGUAAAAAUGGCUACCAGACGCAUCGCAACCAUUUGCCUAGCAAGCUCGACACGUAAUGCCAUCUUCAGAACCGCUCGAACGAACCCCACCCCACGAUUCCUGAUCCUACGACAGCUUCACACGACGUCGAUACGAUACGAACAGAAAGCGAAUACCAGCGCGAAGCGAGAUCCGGCGCCGACAGCUGUGCGAGGAGGAUCGAAGGUGUACAAGAAUGCGGACGAUGCGGUGGCAGAUUUGAAGAGUGGAUCAAUAGUAUUGAGUGCUGGGUUUGGGCUUUGCGGGACAGCUGAAACCAUUAUCGCAGCCAUCGAAAGGAGAGGGAAGGAGGGGUUGAGUGGCCUCACAGCAGUGUCAAACAAUGCGGGCUCAGGAAGUGGUGGAGGAUUAUCACCUCUUGUGGAAUCCGGACAGAUCGAACGAUUGAUCCUGUCUUUCCUCGGCGCAAACAAAACACUGGAGAAAAAGUAUCUGUCUGGAGAGAUUGCAAUUGAGUUGUGUCCGCAGGGAACCAUUGCUGAGAGGAUACGUGCUGGUGGUGCUGGCAUCCCAGCGUUUUAUACCCCUACAGGAGUUAAUACCUUGUUACAAUCUGGAGACAUUCCCGUAAGACUCGGACCCGUGGACAAGGCGACAGGAAAGACCACCAUUCUCGAGGCCGGCAAGCCCAGAGAAACAAGGAUAUUCGACGGCAAGAUCUAUAACAUGGAGAAUGCGAUUAAAGGCGACGUUGCGAUUCUGCGAGCAUACAAGGUCGAUGAGGCAGGAAACUGUCAAUUCCGAUACACCACCAAGACAUUUGGACAGAUCAUGGCAAAGGCAGCUAAGAUUACCAUUGUCGAAGCGGAGAACAUCGUUCCUGUUGGAGAGAUCCACCCCGACAAUGUUCAUAUUCCUGGGAUUUACGUGGAUCGUAUUGUACCUGCAACAGUUGAGAAGACUCUCGAAAGUAAGGUGCUGAAACCGGUUGAGGGUAAGGGUGAGGUGAAGAAAUCUGAUUCUCAGCUGCGACGAGAGAGAAUUGCCAAGAGGACGUCGAAGGAAUUGAAGCAUGGAUAUUAUGUGAAUCUUGGAGUUGGUGAGUGUGCAUUCUGAUGGUCUUUGUGCCGUCUUAACACUUUCCAGGAAUGCCUACCCUGGCACCAUCAUACUUGUCGCCAGAGACCAAAGUUUGGAUUCAGUCGGAGAAUGGACUUCUCGGAAUGGUAAGCUCAACUGUGCCUUCAACUGAAGCGCGGAAAAAUCUAAAUAAAACUAGGGACCAUACCCCACGGAAGAACAGGUUGAUGCCGAUGUAAUCAACGCCGGCAAAGAAACCGUGACUCUCGUACCUGGCGCCUCAACAUUCGAUUCUGCCGAGUCUUUCGCUAUGAUCCGAGGCGGCCACAUCGAUGUUUCCGUUCUCGGUGCACUCCAAGUGUCUGCUAAUGGAGAUCUCGCAAACUUCAUGAUUCCAGGUAAGGUCUUCAAGGGUAUGGGAGGAGCGAUGGAUUUGGUUGGAAACCCGGAUCAGACCAAGAUCGUGGUUGCUACGGAUCAUGUUGCGAAGGAUGGUAGCCCGAAGAUUGUUGAGACUUGUAGUCUGCCUUUGACGGGGGCAAAGGUCGUUAGUACGAUUAUUACGGAUCUGUGUGUAUUUGAAGUGGAUAGAGUAAAGGGCGGCUUAACACUCACGGAGUUAGCACCAGGAGUUGAUUUGGAUCAGGUGAAGAGUAAGACUGGCGCGAAGUUCAAAGUUGCAAAUAAUGUCAAGUCUAUGGAGUAGGCCAUUGUCAAUUGUAAAUAGAGGAGUUGAAUUGUACAAA